AAAGCACGGGGCUGCCGCUGGGCCGGGCCGUGAGGCGCUUUCCCACUACGCCCGCCCUCGUCCCCUCUUUACCCCGGGACCCGGGGCUGGGACCCGGCCGGGAAUAUGGCCCUGGAGAAGCUCUGCUCGGUCCUCAAAGUGUUGUUAAUAACAGUACUUGUAGUAGAAGGCAUUGCUGUGGCCCAGAAGACCCAAGAUGGGCAGAAUAUUGGAAUUAAACAUGUUCCAGCUACACAGUGUGGAAUUUGGGUUCGAACCAGCAAUGGGGGUCAUUUUGCUUCUCCAAAUUAUCCUGAAUCAUACCCACCAAACAAAGAGUGUAUCUACAUUUUGGAAGCUGCUCCACGACAAAGAAUAGAACUGACCUUUGAUGAACAUUAUUAUAUAGAACCUUCAUUUGAAUGUCGAUUUGAUCACUUGGAAAUUCGAGAUGGGCCAUUUGGUUUCUCUCCACUUAUAGAUCGUUACUGUGGUGUAAAAAGCCCUUCAUUAAUUAGGUCAACAGGCAGAUUUAUGUGGAUUAAAUUUAGUUCUGAUGAAGAACUAGAAGGACUGGGAUUUCGAGCAAAAUACUCUUUUAUUCCAGAUCCAGACUUUACUUACCUAGGAGGUAUUUUAAAUCCCAUCCCAGAUUGCCAGUUUGAACUCUCAGGGGCUGAUGGAAUAGUACGCUCUAGUCAAGUAGAGCAGGAAGACAAAACAAAGCCUGGACAAGCAGUUGACUGCAUCUGGACAAUUAAAGCUACUCCAAAAGCCAAGAUUUAUCUGAGAUUCCUAGACUACCAAAUGGAACAUUCAAAUGAAUGCAAGAGAAACUUUGUUGCAGUGUAUGAUGGAAGCAGUUCUAUUGAAAACUUGAAGGCCAAGUUCUGCAGCACUGUAGCCAAUGACGUAAUGCUUCAAACAGGAAUUGGAGUGAUCCGAAUGUGGGCUGAUGAAGGUAGCCGGCUUAGCAGGUUCAGAAUGCUGUUUACUUCAUUUGUGGAUCCUCCCUGCACAGGCAGCACUUUCUUUUGCCAUAGUAAUAUGUGCAUCAAUAAUUCUCUGGUCUGCAAUGGUGUUCAAAACUGUGCAUACCCUUGGGAUGAAAAUCAUUGCAAAGAGAAGAAAAAAGCAGGUCUCUUUGAACAGAUCACCAAAACACAUGGAACAAUCAUUGGCAUUACAUCAGGGAUUGUCUUGGUCCUUCUCAUUAUUUCUAUUUUAGUUCAAGUCAAGCAACCUCGAAAGAAGGUCAUGGCUUGCAAAACUGCUUUUAACAAAACUGGCUUCCAAGAAGUGUUUGAUCCUCCUCAUUAUGAACUGUUUUCAUUAAGGGACAAAGAGAUUUCCGCAGAUUUGGCUGACUUAUCAGAAGAACUGGACAACUACCAGAAAAUGCGACGUUCUUCCACUGCUUCCCGUUGCAUUCAUGAUCAUCAUUGUGGAUCCCAAGCCUCCAAUGUAAAACAAAGCAGGACCAACCUCAGUUCCAUGGAACUUCCUUUCCGUAAUGAUUUUGCACAACCUCAGCCAAUGAAGACAUUCAAUAGCACCUUCAAAAAAAGUAGUUACACUUUCAAACAGUCACAUGAAUGUUCUGAACAGGCCAUAGAAGACAGAGUGAUGGAGGAGAUUCCCUGUGAAAUUUAUGUGAGAGGACGAGAGGAUUCUGCACAAGGGUCAAUGUCCAUUGACUUUUAAUCAUCUAGAGAUGAAGUUGACACAUUAGUAUGUAUAUAUGCAGCAUACACAGCACACACACUGCACAUAUGUAUGUUUUUAAGCUUUUCUGCAGUAAGCACCUUUUCCCCCCUCAAACUAGAAACAUCUUCAUUUGUCAUUAAUUAUUAUAAUGUUGGAGAUUUCAUUCCUUUGUGCUCCCUAACUGAUGUCAAAUCACUUGGUGAACUUAGGAAGUUCAGCAGGGGUGGGGGAAACAAUCAUCUGUUGUUUGGUGUCAUGUAAACAAAUAACAUGUAAACAAAAAACAAGUCAGUUAAAUGACUGAAUUCACUUUUUAACUGGUUGUUCUGAUGUCAUGUAAACAUAGGUUUAUAAGCUACCUGUUGACUUUUACCAACAUAACUGAAGGAAUGCAUGGGAACAAUGACACUGACUUUUAAAAAAUCUACAGAUAUACCAACAAGUUUUGAUCAUUAAAUAAAUUUUAAAAUAAGGUUUCCAUCAUAUUUUUACAUUCCUUCUCUUUUUCUUUCCACUAAGUGUUUCAAGUAAAUGGUUUUAACAUUUCAGUUACAUAAAAGUGAUUAUUUCACUGCAUAUAUUUUGAUAUGGACAUUUGUUAUUGAAUCUGUCAAAUUAAAGCUAGAGUAACUGUGGUUCAGUGCCAAUUAUGACCCAGAGUUAUGUUGCAUCCAUCUGUUUCUUCUGAACUAAUUUCUAUACUGCUGCCUUUUAAUUACUGGUUUCUUAGCCUGUGUUUUCUGUGAGAAGUAGGUGAAAUGGUUUAUUGCCUUUUAAGAAUAUUUUAUCUUAGUUACAUUAUUAUAAUAGAAUAUUUUAGAACCUUGAGAUAUAUGAGCCUUUGCAAAUUAUGUGUAGAAACUCUGAAAUUAAACAGGUCUUUGAAAUUCCCAACUUUGAGUCACAUCCAAUGUUUGGCCAUCAGUGGAUGACCCAUUAAUUUUAGUGAAGGGAACAUUAUUUAAUUCAUUGUUGUGAUAUUUAUAGUCAAAUGUUUUUAAUUCUCCAAGUCUGUGCUCCUCAUUUUUUGGGGAAAAUGGUAUCUUUGCUUCCAUACAUUGUGAUUUCUCUUGUAGUAUAUAAUAAACCGAGGGCUUCUCACCCGAGACAGUCACAUUUUUCUAGAGCUGAUAAAGAAUUACAACCUUCAGUUUUCUUUUUAACUUCAGUUUUGGCUUUUGGUUGUUUUUUAUGGUAUAUAAAAUAAUUUGUAAACAUGAUAAAAAGACUUUCAUUGUGUUUUUUUAGACUUUUGAUAUAAUUUGAUACUGUACAAACUUUAUUAAAUCAAGAUUAAAGACA
Dromiciops gliroides (monito del monte) is the source of this 2988-nucleotide messenger RNA. It is a transcript of the gene NETO2, whose product is annotated as neuropilin and tolloid like 2. The transcript is spliced from 9 exons. Lineage: Eukaryota; Metazoa; Chordata; Mammalia; Microbiotheria; Microbiotheriidae. Gene Ontology annotation, molecular function: protein binding. Bases 106 to 1683 code for a protein of 525 amino acids. The record is from RefSeq and is a predicted model, not a curated record.